AUGUUGUCCAUUCUGAGAAAAGCACGUCUCAAAGACAAGGAGAUGCGAAUCCUGAUGCUAGGCCUCGAUAAUGCGGGAAAGACCACGAUUGUCAAGAAGAUUAUGGGCGAAGACGUCAACACAGUAAGCCCGACAUUGGGCUUCAUCAUCAAGACUAUAGACUACGAUGGAUACAAGCUAAACAUUUGGGACGUGGGUGGGCAAAAGACACUACGCUCGUACUGGCGGAAUUACUUUGAAAAGACGGAUGCGUUGAUCUGGGUCGUCGAUGCCACAGAUCGACUGCGAAUCGAGGAUUGCAGAGAGGAGCUCCACGGCCUGCUGCAAGAAGAGGUUCGUGCCAACGGCGAGGAUGGGGAGGAGGACGACGACACGUGUGGAAGGGGAGCCGAGCUGACGUAUUUCAUCCAGGGGCUGCAAUUGGAGGCGAUUAGAACACAUCGCUGGCACGUCCUGCGAUGCAGUGCCAUGACAGGCAGCAACCUCAAGGAAGGCCUUGCUUGGGUGGUGGACGACGCAAAGAAGAGGCUGUUCCUGUACUAG
Messenger RNA from Colletotrichum lupini, 543 nucleotides. RefSeq names its product ADP-ribosylation factor 4. The coding region runs from base 1 to 543 and encodes 180 amino acids. Gene Ontology annotation, biological process: protein folding. Gene Ontology annotation, molecular function: GTP binding; GTPase activity. Gene Ontology annotation, cellular component: cytoplasm; microtubule cytoskeleton. The record is from RefSeq and is a predicted model, not a curated record. Lineage: Eukaryota; Fungi; Ascomycota; Sordariomycetes; Glomerellales; Glomerellaceae. The transcript is spliced from 5 exons.